CUACCUUUACCGCUAAUCAAAUGGAGCACCAUAAAAGCAAUUGUGCAUCGUGGUCGUGUAUCCCAUAAAUAUUCAUGAUACUGGCCGUCCUUUAAGCUGUAUUUCUUUCUUUUUGUCAUUGUAACAACAUACAUGCAAAAUGAAGACCACCAUUAUCGUGGAGGUUUUUCUGCUUCAAGUGGUAAAUGUCUGCCUGUCAAUGAUUCUGCGUUUAAGCUGUAAGACCUAUGGCGACUUCAAAAUCGUGCUGAACAAUUUCAGUGACCCAGCCGAAGUUAUCAAGACAAUCAGCGUUAAGCAAAAGAGGGAAUGUGUGCUUGAAUGCAUAUCAUCUGGAAGCUGUAAAGCAGUCAACUUUGAAGGCGCUACUGGAAAGUGUGAGCUAGUUGGGCGUGGCUUGACAUCUUCUCUAGUUGUCAGAUCAGGCUGGACCUAUUUAACAACUGACGAAAAGGAAGCUAAUAUUGGGCCUACAUGUAAAUUGCUAUCUCCAUGUCAGAACGGUGGAUUAUGUAUGGACACGUGCUCUGCGCCUGGGUUUCAGUGUCAUUGCAGUAGACUGCACCAAGGGACAUUUUGCGAGAAACCGAAAGAGUUCGCCAGUUGCACAGCAGCAUACGAGGCUGGCUUUACCAGCACCGGGGUUUACUGGCUGACAAACAUUGGCUACCACUUCUGCAGAAUGACGUCAUUAGGAGAAUGCAGUGGUGGGGGAUGGACACUCAUAUUGAAGACGUUAAAAGAGUUGACAACAUUCAAUUAUGAUGCCAACUACUGGACGACUUACAACAAAUACAACCAUGCAUACACGGUAGCUGAGGGACUGCUUCUUGGCGAAGAGGCGAAAUACGAAGCUUACAACAAAUUGGCAUUCACCAAAGUAUGCCUCGUCUUUAGAAUAGCUGGGAGAUAUACAUUCUUGCAAAUUGACAAGACUGCCAGUUCAAUGCUAGAUGUUAUGAAUUCUGGGUACCAAGCAACAACUGUUGGACGCACAAAAUGGCUAAGUUUAGUUGAAAAUAAUCAAAUGCAAACUCAAUGCAACAAAGAAGGCUUCAGUGUCGACAAUUUGGUUCGGAUUGGCAUCAUCGCCAACAACGAGGAUGAUUGCUUUACACCAGAUUCGUACAUUGGAAUUGGCAUCCAUGGCAGAGCGAGUACAUAUUGUAAUUACGCCUUUAAACCAGCAGGCAACGCUAUUUGUAUCGGUACAACAGACCUAUUCAAUAAGUUAGCCAAUGCGUACUUAUUUGUGAAAUAAUGUAUUAUAAAAGUCCUACUGAUCUUUAAAUAGUUUUGCAUCACUUGUUCCCAGGGUACAUCACUGGAUUAGACAGUGUAAAAUGGACAAUCAACUUCAACUUGUUUUUUAAAUCGAAUCGUCUAUAAAAAACCAAUCACUAUGAUGACCGAAAAUUAAUAAAACUGAAAAUCAAUAUUCAAAAUGUAGGAUUGCUGUGAUUUUUUUCGUCGAUUACGUACCCAUUUGCUGUUUUAUUCACAUAGAUAGAUAGAAAGAACAUGUCCUUGUGUGACCUAUUAGAUGUUCAAUUCAAUGGUAUCUUGCGUCACACUUGUGUGUAAAACACGUGAUAUGUUUGAUCAGAGGUCUCAUCCAUAUCAACAAAAGAGAAGCUUCUAGUUUUGAUUCAUUUGCCUCUAUAAUACCUUCCUAACUCGACGAUAAUGAACAACAAAAUACAAAUCUACGCUUGUGUUUAUAUCAAACAACAGUCCAAGUUCCAGCUUAUUCUAGAACAGACGCUUUUCUCUUAGAAAACGAUAAAAACUUCUAUUUUACUAAACACAUGUUUCAUGAGGGUUUCUUGUUCGUACUCCUCUGAAGCGUGUCUCUUGACGGAGUUUUGACCUUUGAACUCAGAGGGCAAACUCCAUCUUCAGUGUUCAUGACAUGAUAUUCAGUGUUCAUAACAAGUUAAGUAACUGAAUGCUUAAUUCCUUAUAAAAUUCGUUGUGUAUUCAAGUAAUGAUCUCAUGUACUCAGGACAUCCUCUUUUCUAAUUGGCAUUCUAGUAAUUUAGAUUGAGGUUCCUCAAAGGAUUUUUAAAUCUUCGUAUGAAAAAAUGAAAGCGAUUUUUAAGUAGCACUGUAUUAACUCGAUAAAAUGCACGGGGACUUCUUAAACUUUUAAUACUUUAUUUUUACGAAUUAUGCCAAUAAUUAAAUAAAUACCGCAAUAAUAUUCUAAUAUAGGGAUUCUUCUACUGAAUUUUCUCUAGAGAAAUUAAGCAGGUACUUUUCGAUUUCCUUUUCCUGUUAGAAGAGCGCUAGGUUCUGAUGUCGUACAAAAAAUGAAUUUUUCGACGAAGUGGCAUUUUUCGAGGGGUGCCACCUGUUGUGCCCACUUAGAGAA
Messenger RNA from Rhopilema esculentum, 2374 nucleotides. RefSeq lists its product as uncharacterized. The record is from RefSeq and is a predicted model, not a curated record. Lineage: Eukaryota; Metazoa; Cnidaria; Scyphozoa; Rhizostomeae; Rhizostomatidae.